AUGGCCCGUCGCCUGGCUGUUGGAUCAUCGAGACAGGGCCACAUGUUCAUGUGUCCACGACAGAAAUGCACAAUUCUGUUGCAAAAUGACUUUAAUUGGAAUCUUUGGGACCCAGCCACAGAUCCCCUGGCUGAGACGGUCAAUAUACUUCAACUGUAUCCAGGACCAACACACGCCAUACUGGAGGAACUCAAGAAGCCUGUGGACACCCACUACCAGAACAAGAAGCUGUGCUUGGGUAUGAGGCGCGGCUGGAAGGAGCUGGCAGAGGACAGGCUUAAUUUUACCAACACCCUGGCGAACACUUCCAUUGCCAGGCAAUUAGAUCCAGGUCUGGAGAAAUCCCAAUCACGCAGCCCCUAG
Kickxella alabastrina is the source of this 363-nucleotide messenger RNA. RefSeq lists its product as uncharacterized. NCBI's taxonomy places the organism in Eukaryota, Fungi, Kickxellomycota, Kickxellomycetes, Kickxellales, Kickxellaceae. The coding region runs from base 1 to 363 and encodes 120 amino acids. The transcript has 2 exons. The record is from RefSeq and is a predicted model, not a curated record.